AUGGAAAUUCAGAAAGCUCACAAGUUGACCAUCGAGACUUUGGUGGGGUGCAAGUUGAAUGACAGUGAGAUCUGGAUACCGAAAACCAAGAUGAUUGGAAACACCAAAGUGAUGCUUUUGAGCAAGUGGGACCGCGGCUUGACACGGUUCAUGACGGGCAAGAGCUUAGAUCUUCGAGCCACCAAAACAAAGUCGUUGAACAACACUGCCGCUGGUGCGUACUUUGACGAGCUAUGCCGUCAGAGAAAGGAGGCAUGUGAGAAGGCAGUGAUCAGUGCCCACUCCACUGAUGAUGACAACGGCACUGGGAAGCCAAAGAGACGCAGAGUGACUCUCUCAGACAGCAUGUCUCACCUGAGUCCUCUGGUUGACAUCUCCCUUCCGGAAGUUGUUGAACCAGCUAUGCCGAAGCGCAUUGUGCAGGUUGCUUUUGGCACUGGGCCUGAGAUUUGGCUCGAAGUCAACGAAACCAACCUGCUUCAGGUCAUCAGGGGCUGUUGUGAGUGUACCAUGUCAAAGGGUCGCACUCGCAAGAAGGUCAAAGCUGAGCCAUCUCCUGCAGCAGACUCAGCAGACACCGUUUUGGACAGUCCACGUGAACCUGGAUCCAUUGCCUGUGAGGAGUCACAGAGCUAUGAGGUGAAAUGUGAAGUUGAAUCAUUGCAGCAGGAGGAGGUAGAGUCUCAUGAGGGCAACACCUGGGGUGAGGAUGCUUACGAUGCAACCCUCGUUGAUGACCAGCACUUGGAUACUCAGCCUUAUGGGGAGCACUUGGAGAUCCUUAAGCGUCAGAAUGCCAAGGUUUGGCAAUGA
Messenger RNA from Cladocopium goreaui, 813 nucleotides. NCBI's taxonomy places the organism in Eukaryota, Dinophyceae, Suessiales, Symbiodiniaceae. The record is from the annotation of a GenBank genome assembly.